Molecule: messenger RNA, 2364 nt
Organism: Rotaria sp. Silwood1
Lineage: Eukaryota; Metazoa; Rotifera; Eurotatoria; Philodinida; Philodinidae
Source: the annotation of a GenBank genome assembly
AUGACUGUUUGUAUACAAAAACGUGAUCGUUGUCGUUUAUGUUUUUCAUUAAUUUUACGUGAUCGUUCAACAUUAUUUUCAUCAAUAUGUUGUCAAAAAUAUUAUCAUUUAUUUAAACAUAUAAAACGUACAAAAAUUCCAAUGAAAAAAAUAAAUCCAUUUAAAAUAAAUCUAACAAAUCGUACAGUUUGUUUUCGUGAUUUAAUAUUACGUUAUUUACAUAUUAAAAUUAAUCCAAUAAAAAAUUUUUCAAAUAUUAUUUGUUAUGAUUGUUCAAUAAUAUUAUUAGAUAUUGAACAAUGUGCAAAAUAUUUACAUAAAACAAUAAAACAAUUUAAAAUUAAAUUUAAUAAAACAAAUCGUCUUAUAACAUCAUCAUUAUCAGCAACAUUUCAAAAGAAAAAUCAAAUAAUUAAAAAUAAAAAGUUAUCUAGUUUAGAAUCUGAUGAUGAUGAAGAAUUUGAUAAUAUUGAUGAUGAUGAGGAAUCUGAUGAAGAAAAUGAUGAUAGAAGAAAAUCAAUUCUACCAACAAAUAGAACAACUUGUGAUCAAACGAAAUCUCUUGAUUUUAAUUCAUCAUCAUCAUUUGGUGGUGAUUCAUUAUUACAAAUUCAACGAAAUAAUUUAACAAAUAAGAAUCAGUGCAAUGGUGAUGAUGAUAAUGAUAUUGAAGAUGAAGAAGAUGAUGAUCAAGAAGACGACGAAGACGAAGCAGAAGAAGAAGAAGAAGAAGAAAUUGGAUUAAUUUCAAGUCCAAAAAUAAAAUCUAAAAAAAUAAAAAAAAAAAAUUUAACACAAUUUUCACAUAAAAAUAUUAUAUCCAAUAUAAAUCCAUCAUCAACAAUAAAUUCAUCAGAUUCAUCAAUAAAUUUACUUCAAGAAACAAAUCCAAAUCUACUUCCGUUACGUCUUGCCCAUAUGAUGGCAAAUGCUGCAGCUGUUGCAUCAUUUUCAACAGGUCAAAAUAAUAAUAAUAAUAAUAAUACUGAUAGUAAUAAUGUUGAUACAAUGAUGAGUACAUUUGCUAAUAUGCAACGAAAUUUUCUAUUGAAAAUCUUAAGUGAUCCAAUGGCAGCUGCUAUGUCAGCUACACAAAUGAAAACUAAUAUUUCACCAAUAUCAUUAAUAGAAUCAAAUAAUAAACAAAGUGGUAGUGGUAGAAAACGUAAAUCAACACCAGAAAAACGUAUUAUUACAAAUUAUCGAACAACAAAUAAUAAUGGCGAUUCAUCUCCAACAAUUGAAAAUGAAUCAAUUAGUAAUUUAACUGAUAAUAUAAGUAAUCAAGAUAGAAUUGAUCAUCCAUUAGAAUUAACAUUAAAAAGUAUUCAAUCAUCAUCAAAUCGUAUUUUACCAACUUCAGAUGUUCAAAAUCUUGUGAUAAGUCGAAAAAAAGAAAAUGGAAGUCCAUCGAAUAUCAGUCAAUUUUAUCCACAUAUUGAUGAAGAUCAUAAAGAAGGUACGACACCGAAUGAUUCGUCUGUAUCUCUUUCAUCAUCAUUAAAUCGUCAUUCAACAUUAACUAAACGACAACGUCUUUCAACAAGUGGUCAAUAUGAUUCUACAAAUAUACAAAAUAAUUCUUCAUUAAUUAAUAUAUCACAAACAACAAAUGAUUUAUUAUCAUCAAAUCAUCAUCAACAAACAAUAUCAAAUGAUGAUAAUAAUAUAAAUAUUCAUCAACGACAACAACAACGUAAAUUAGAUCCACGUACAUGUACUGAAUGUGGUAAAGUAUUAUUUAGUGAUAAAACAUUAUUACUUCAUUGUCAAACACAUGCAAAAAAUGAAAAACAAUGUUGGAUAUGUGGAAUAAAUGAUGAUUCAAUUAAAAAACAUAUUAUUAAUGAACAUGGAAAUCAAAAAAUUACAAAUACUGGUUUUAAAUGUCAACAUUGUGACAAAGUUUUUCCUGUUUUUGCUGAUUUAGAAAAUCAUACAAAAGAACAUAGCAAGAAGAAACCUUUUGAAUGUCCAAUAUGUAAUAAACGUUUUGGUCAACAAGGAAAUUUAAGUUGUCAUUUACGAAUUCAUAGUGGUGUUAAACCAUUUACUUGUUCAAGUUGUGGUAAAGCAUUUCGUCAUUCGAAUAGUUUACGACGUCAUGCACGAACAGUUCAUUCAGCAUCACGUGGUUUAACAACAACAAAUUCACUUCUUCUUCCAAGUACUACAACAUCAUUAUCAAAUGAUAUAAAAGGUGAAACAUAUGAUGAUGCACCACCAUCAUCAUCAUUUAUGAUACCAUCUGAUGAUAAUUCAUCAUCAACAGGUGGUAUACCAUCACCUUCAAUAUCUAAUGCACAAAUCAAAAUAAAUAAUAAUAACGAGCAGGCAGGAUUGUACAUAUUGAGUGAUGAUUAA